AUGUACUUGUGGGCAGAGCUGGUAGAUAGACCUGUGUUUGAAGGUUCUGCGUUUUCGUUCUCCUGGAGGAUGGCGUCAAAGAGCUUUGGGGCAGAAAUGGCAUCAGAAAGGUGGAGUUUGGAAAGUACAGUUGUCAAUACAUCGAGCGUAACUAUUGUCGAAGCGGCGAGUCCGGACCGAAUGCACACAGAAAACAGAAACGACGACCAGCUGUCUUCAAUGGCCAGCACUACGCACCUACGAUCCAACAUCGCCGUCGAAAUAAUCGACAUGAUCCUGCAAGACAUAAGCCCAAACCACCUUCAACCACUACUAACAGUCAACAGCUUCUUCCACUGCAUCACCCUCCGAAGGCUCUAUCACACCAUCGUCCUCCACUCCCCCACAAACACCAUCACCCUCUUCCGUACCCUCCUCCGUAACGCCUCCUUACCACCCCUCGUCCGCGCACUCGACAUAAACUUUGCAACGGUAUCACCCACACGAAACCUCUACGGCCUCUUCCACUCCGUCCUCCUCCGCUUAUCCUUGCUCACGUCACUGACGAUCGAGCUGCCCAGACACCAUUCGCCCAUGUGGAUAUUCGACGGGUGUACGUUCAAACUGAGGCAAUUCACCACGUCGCAUCAUUGUCGUCUCCCUCUUGCGCGGUUCCUUGAUUCUCAGGACGGGAUUACGGAUCUCACGUUGCGCGGGUACCAGAAUGAUCAUACAUCCUCUAUGCUCUCCUUCCUCGAUCCGCCUUUAUCUCACACCCUCCCCUCAUCAUCACAGCAAAACUUCACACUCCACCCUCACUCCCUCCCACACCUAACAACCUUCAACGCAGUACACGCCGGCGCACCCAUCAUCCACACCAUCAUGUCCGGCCGACCCGUGCGCGUCGUAUCCAUCCCCCUCUUCCCAAACUGCGUCGAAGAGAGCUUUAGCGCUUUACAGGCGGGAAGUGGGGAUUUGAAGAGGCUGAGCGUGAUUAGUUUUGAUCCGCAGGCACCGCGGUUUUUGUUUGAGGAGGUUGCGAAGAGGUUUAGGAAGCUUGAGGCGUUGCAUUUGGUUGUGCUUAUGGCGGAUUUUACGAAUGAACAUUUAGCAGCGUCAGGACGUUACCUUAAAUCCUUCGAUUCUUUAAAGUACAUAACAUGCGUCGCCUCCACCAAAGACAGCAACACGCGCACCGAAGAAUGUUCCCUCGCCACGGAAUGGCAUAAGCUAUGGUAUGGUUUCAUGGACGGAUUGGGCAGUAUGAUUGGUCUUGUUUGGAUGAUGAGGAUGGGGAGGAGGGGGAGUGAGAAAGGGAGGUGGUGGAUGGGUGGGUUGAGUGGCAGGGGCCUUUGGGGUACACGUCUUGAACAGGAGUUGUGCAACUCGAGGACUUUGUGCUUCGCUCUCUGCCAGGAUGCGGGCCCCAGUGGUUGUCUAUGUAUGACAAAACUGAGCGUCUGCCUUUACGGUCCGAGUCACUGCAUCCAUCAAGGUCAUCUGAGCCUUCCACUGCAGAUCCCUGCGCUUCAUUUCGGAGCCAUGUGUGCCUCGGCCAUGGACUGGGAAGCUAAAUGCCAAACAGGUCAAACUUUCCAUGGACAAAGUUCAAGCAAGUACUAUCUUCAUCAUGUUUCACCGACUUUAAAGUCGCCCUUUUAUCGAAACAACAUUGAGCCUAUGCAUCGAGUGAAUAUUUAUUCACGAGCAGGCCCCCUCCCCCCAGUUGAAUGCCUGUCUACCUCUUCACUUAUGGAGGACAUUCUCUAUGAGCCCUUUAACACCAGCACUUCUCCAACCCAAGACGACCCACUGGCAGCAGUGACCGUUGCGGAGGACUCUACCCAGUCCCUCGAGCCACCAUCAGUUUGCUUCACUGCCGGUGACACUACACUCAACCCGGGCUCGGAGAGAGGUUUCAAGGACAGUACUAGAAGUUUCAAGUUCAGCACUAGAAGUUUCAAGGACAGUACUAGACGUUCCAAAAUCAGUACUAGAAGUCUUUUCAAAAAGUCGCGUCGGCGCAACUCUGAGGCGAAAGCAUCGUCGUUCAAAUGGAGCGACGCCGUCAAUGCCGUCAUCCAGGCUGCAGGGCUCAUCACGGCGGUUGUGUUUGGCGUAUGGGCGGUCAGGACGUAUGAUGUGGCGAGGAAUUCGCUGGGCAGAGCCGACAUUGCGAACGACUUGACUGCGAGGGGGGUAAGGAUAGCCCUCGCUGCGAACAACUUGACGGAGAGGGCGCUGGAGAUAGCCAACAAUACGAACAUCCUGACGAGGGAGGCGCUGAAGAUAGCCCGCGACGCGAACACACAGGCGCGGGAGAUAGCUCACACCACUCACCUCCUGACGAGGACGUCGAAUGUGAUAGCCCUCGCUGCGAACGAUCAGGCGCAGAAAAUAGCCAACACUUCACACAACCUGACGAGCCAGGCGCUGGCGAUAGCCCUCGACGCCAACACGCAGGCGGGGAAGAUAGCUAACACCACGAACCACCUGACGAGGAGGUCGCAUGCGAUAGCCAAAGCUUCAAUCCAUCAGACGGAGGUGCAGAAUAUGCUUGCCAAUUCGCUUCAGUUGUUGUCGUUCUGUGCCUCCGCCCAGACAAAGCCGCCUUCCAAUCUUACAGACCUUUGCGCCUCGAUCACUUUACGCCUAUGGUCGUUUGUCACAAGUUCUGUGGUCCCAACUACAUCGCCGGAGAACCCAGACACUCAGGAGUUUGUCAACGUUCCCCAUAACCUUUCUACAUCUACGUCAUCGACACUGCCAAGGACGGCGACAACGACGAGGCACUCUGCCUCUAUUUCACCGACAAGAAGGCCCUCUGCUCCUGCUUCACCAACAACGAUGGGGCCCGCUGCCUCUACUCAACAGACAACAGCGAGGCCCUCUGUUUCUACUUUACCGACACCGCCACCGACAACGGAGAGGCCCUCGCCAAUUUCAGCGUCCCAUCGACGGAAAAAGCCAAUGCAGCUUUCUGUGAUUGUUGGGAUUGUCGUCGCCGUUGUUGUGUUUUUUGUGGCUGUUGGCAUUGGAGAAAAGGCCGAAUCUAAAAUAACCUUGAGUAAAACCCACACUUGCUCAAAACCAGAGAGUAUUCCGACGCCUGGGCCGUCGAGAGCACAGGCAGUUGGAUUUCGCACCGGAAGGAUUUACUGGCAGCUUGGGAACUUGGGAAUCGGAGCGCUCAUCCACUGGAACGUUGCUGUGCACGAUCAUGGCAGCCUUCCCAUCCUAGGCCCCAGCCCUAUCACUCUAGGCAGCCCUCCUACUAUCCUGAGCCCCCAGAGCCCUCCCAUCAUAGGUUCCAGCGCUUCGAUCCUAUGCGGCCCUACCAUUGUAGGCAGCUCUUCCAUCGACGAGGUCGAUCGUCAGGUGGGGCUCUUGGACAGAAUGUCGAACAUUAGCAACACACCCAACGUCGAAAAAUUCAGUCCUAUCAACGACGAGAAGUUUCUAAAACAUAAUCGGAAGGACAAGCACAGUUCAGCAGUGAUUUGGGUAUUUUCAUGGAGCGAGAUUGUUGAUUACGUCCUCCAAAUCGCCGGAAUUACAGCGGGAAUUGUGUUUGGGGUGUGGGUGAUCAAGACAUACAGUGCGACGGAGACGUCGCUUUCAAUAGCGGCCAAUGCGAAUAACCUCUCAACGAACGCACUGGAGCAAAGCAAAUUAGCCAAUCAACUUGCUUUGUUGAGUUUUUGUGCCCCUUACCUCAAGGCAAUCCCGCCUUCUGAAUUUGGUGUCGGUUUGAUGCCCCCGGCGACAGGCUCCCAGCUAAACCCAAACACCACCAACCCGUUAGGAGGUGGUGGUUCAGCAGAGUCUGGGUCGUAUGUCGCGCCAUAUCCGAGUUUAGAGGUGGGCCCACAGCCAACGCCGUCGAGCAGUUCACAGCACUGCUGGAACCAGGCUUCGGCCAAUUCAUCACGUUCAUCGUCGAACAGUCAAGCGCUCGGGGGGCCGAAUAGGCUACUGCCGCCGCCGAAAACGACUUCAUACCAUCAGAAAACCACGGUGCAUUUCGCGGUGUUGGUUGGGAUUAUUGCCGCUGUUGUUGCGUUCUUGGUGAUUGUCGGCGCUCUCCUCGCUGGUAGAAAAAGGCUGAAGAUUCGGAUUAGGAUUACUACUGAGUAUGAAUUGGCUAACAUGCUCAAUCCCAACGGCGCUGCAGUCAUCCUGGCGUAA
Molecule: messenger RNA, 4167 nt
Organism: Laccaria bicolor S238N-H82
Lineage: Eukaryota; Fungi; Basidiomycota; Agaricomycetes; Agaricales; Hydnangiaceae
Exons: 15
Coding region: 1-4167 (1388 amino acids)
Source: RefSeq, a predicted model, not a curated record